CGGUGGUUAGGAAUCCGACAAAAGUCGAUAAAAAGUUAUGACGAUGGACGAUGGUAACUCCGUCUACGUCGGCGGCCUCCCUUACGACAUCACCGAGGAGGCUGUCCGCCGUGUCUUCUCCAUUUACGGCUCCGUGCUCACCGUUAAGAUUGUGAAUGACCGGAGUGUAAGAGGGAAAUGCUAUGGCUUUGUUACAUUUGCAAAUCGUCGAUCUGUUGAUGAUGCUAUUGAAGACAUGGAUGGAAAAAAUAUUGGUGGGCGUGCAGUGCGUGUGAAUGAGGUAACGACAAGAGAUGAAAGAAUGAAUCCAGGUCCAGGGCGGCUACGACCACACGGUGGCUGGGAGAGAAGCCCUGAUAGGAGAAGUGAUGGAAAUUAUGAGAGAGAUCGGUAUAGUGAUAGGUCCCGAGAACGAGAUAGGUCUCAGGACAGAAGGAGAGAUCAACACUACAUUGAGAAGCAAAGAGCUUAUGAGCAUUCACAUGAUUUUCAGAGGAGAAAUGAUCAUGAUUUGACUGAUAGAAUUGGUUACAAGGAAAGAGUUUUUGAAGGUGAUGGAGGAGAUUGGCAUGGGGAUAGGUCUUAUGAGGAAAAUGCUAGGGGAAUCAAUGGGGAUAGGUCUUAUGAGGAAAAUGCUAGGGGAAUCAAUGGGACCAGUAGUCAUGAAGGUAGGAGCCUAAAACCAAAGAAAGAUGAUAGCAGUACCAUGCUUGAUGGUGGGCGUGGAAGAGAUCACUUAUCUAAUUCAAGUGGAGAUCACAGUCAUCAGGUGAAAGAUGAACUCGAAGCACUGAUUAAGAUGCGUGAGGCUCUUCGAGAUGAGAUGUUGGUGGUAAAGGAGAAGUUGGAAGAAAAAGAAGUAGUGUGCUCAGAGUUACAAAAAAAGUCUAAGAGAUUAGAAGAUUUGUUGAUCAAUGAAAAGAAACUGGUUUCACAACGCCGAAAAGAAUUGGCAAAGCUACAUAAAUCAUUUUCAAGGGUCAGAGAGUGCACUGACAACCUGAAAGACUGUGAACAGGAACUCCAGUCGAUUGUUAAUUCAGCAGCUAGAGAUGGCGUGACAGGUGCUGAUGAAGGACUGGGAAACGGGUAUGCGUAACACGGUCAACCGCAUAUAUGUUCUGCUCCGUCUAAAGUGUAGCUUUGAUGUAUCUUAUACUCUUAUAUGUGUCAGUCUCCUAGUUUUUUCCCCCCAAGCCUGAGGUACACUGAUUUGGUACAUAUUUGCAUUUGUUUUAGCAAAAUAUGUAUGCAUUUCAUUCAGUAUGUAUUAUUGUCAUACGAACAUCAUCAAAAUAAUUGUUUUCACGUACUACCUAAAA
Messenger RNA from Capsella rubella, 1322 nucleotides. RefSeq names its product serine/threonine-protein kinase prpf4B. NCBI's taxonomy places the organism in Eukaryota, Viridiplantae, Streptophyta, Magnoliopsida, Brassicales, Brassicaceae. Gene Ontology annotation, molecular function: mRNA binding. The coding region runs from base 38 to 1099 and encodes 353 amino acids. The transcript has 9 exons. The record is from RefSeq and is a predicted model, not a curated record.